AUGAAUAAAAUACGAAAUAAAAGGUACAGAGAAAAAAACAUAAUGGAUAAUGAUUUUCUUAAUCAAUGUGAAAAAAAGGGGUUACAAAAAUUAACUUCAAAAGAAAUAAAUGAUGAAAUAGAAACAAAUUCAACAAAUGAAUUAAAACAUUUAGAAAGUUAUGGAAAUAUUGAGGAUGAAGAAUAUAGCCAUGAAUAUUUUACUAGCCAAAAUACCGAAACAGACAAAAAACAUAUUGAAAAUGAAAGUGUUUAUGAAAAUUGGCAAGGAGAAAUAGAAAAAGGAGGAAACAUCAUUUUUAACGAUAUAACUAUAAAUAAGACAGAUAAAAAAGGUAAUAUAAAUAAACAUAAUAAAAAUGAUGAAAGUGAAAAAAAUAAAGAUUGUGAAAUUCCCGAAAAUAUUUUAAAUAAUACAAAUAAAUAUGAUAUAGUUAAACCUGAAAAAAAAAUAAGAAAAUGUAUAAAUAAUAUUGAUGAUAAAGAAAAUGAAAAUUGUAGUUAUACAAGGAAAGAAAAAGUAAUAAAAAAUGUGGAAAAUAUUUUGAAAAAUAGUGAAAAAUAUAUAGGAACAGAUAAUGUAACUCUUAAUAAAAAAAAUACCAUUAAAUUAAGUGUUAAUGGAUUAAAAAAUUGUGUAAAAAUAAAUAAUAUGAAAGAAAAUUGUGUGAACAUAAUUAAAAAUGAUAACCACGUUUGCUCUAACAGUUCUUCACUUCCUAUUAUUAUAUUUGGCAUUUCUGAAACGUUAGAAAAAAUUAUGACAAUCGAUAAAAGUAAUGAUAUAAAUAAAAUAAAGAUGAUCGAGAUUGUACAGGAUUUAAAUAUACUUAUGAAAUCUUAUUAUAACAUAAUAAUAAAAUGUGAUUCGAGUUUAACCUUAACAGUUAAUAAAAUAAAUGUGUUAUAUAAGAAUUAUAAAAAUAUAGAAAACAACAUAUAUGAAGCAUUAUAUAAAAAAAGAAACUCAAAAGUAUUGGAAAUUUUAAAUGAUAAAAAAAUUAAAGAAAUAGAUAUUAACCAUGUAAAUAAAAAAAUAAAAAAUGAAUAUCAACAAAUUAAUAUAUUUAAUUCAACAAUGUAUAGUUCAGAUAUUACUAAUCCAUCAAUUAAUUCAUUUAUAGAUAAUUGUAUUAAUAUUGAGAAUAAGACAUUGAAUCCAAAUAUCUUAAAAAAUGAAAAUAGUUUUAGUGAUUUUAUGAUGGAUACAAAUAAGUUAGAACAUACAAGUGAAGAUAAACAUAAUUCUGAUGUAAAAAAUGAAUUAAGUUUCGAAAAUAUUGAUGGAAUCUCUAUUUUAAGUAAAGAGAAUAGAGAUAGAAAGAAUCAAAUAAUUAACAAUAGUGUUGAAAAAAUAGAUAAAUUGGAAAAAAACAAAUGUAAUGAUUUAAAAAUAUUUUCGAGUAUUAAUUCAAAGUCUACAACUAUGUCAAGUUAUAAAGACAGUGAUAAUAUCGAUCAAAUUGGAAUCGAAAAUAUUAUAAUUAAAGAUAGUAUCCUAAAUAAAUCCAAGAUACAUAACAAACUUAAAAGGAUGGUAAAUAAAAGAGAAUAUAUUUUGAAAAAAUUGGAGAAAUUAAAUUCGCUAUUUUUUUUUAUAUUUAAUCAUAAAGGAAAUAUAAUAAAUUAUUUACAUAAAGAAAUAAAUUCUUGUAUUUUAGAAUUUGAUAAAACAUAUAAAUUAUAUAUACCCAGUUAA
Messenger RNA from Plasmodium berghei ANKA, 1698 nucleotides. RefSeq names its product conserved Plasmodium protein, unknown function. The record is from RefSeq and is a predicted model, not a curated record. The coding region runs from base 1 to 1698 and encodes 565 amino acids. The transcript has a single exon. NCBI's taxonomy places the organism in Eukaryota, Apicomplexa, Aconoidasida, Haemosporida, Plasmodiidae.